Molecule: messenger RNA, 2205 nt
Organism: Argentina anserina (silverweed cinquefoil)
Lineage: Eukaryota; Viridiplantae; Streptophyta; Magnoliopsida; Rosales; Rosaceae
Product: pollen receptor-like kinase 3
Exons: 2
Coding region: 1-2205 (734 amino acids)
Biological process (GO): protein phosphorylation
Molecular function (GO): protein kinase activity; protein binding; ATP binding
Source: RefSeq, a predicted model, not a curated record
AUGGCUGCAGCUGCCGGGCUCAAUUUUCACCGGCCGUACCUCCUCCUCUCCAUUAUCUUCCUCUCCCUUUCUCCAUUGACAUAUUCGAUAUCCGAUGCCGAAGCGUUGCUCAAGUUCAAACAAUCACUCACCAAUGCAGACGCUUUGGACUCGUGGGUGCCUAACUCUGCACCAUGCGCCAAUGACGCAAAAUGGGCGGGACUUGUAUGCUUUGAUGAGAUCGUUACGGGUCUUCGUCUCGGAGGAAUGGGGUUAUCUGGUACACUAGACUUUCAAACGCUAAAUGAAGUUAAGGGUCUUCGAACAAUGAGCGUGGUGAACAACAAUUUCUCCGGCUCCAUCCCGGAUUUCAAUAUCAUUGGCCCCUUGAAGGCUAUCUAUUUGUCCGGUAAUGCAUUUUCCGGUGAGAUUCCAUCGGACUUUUUUACCAACAUGGACUCAUUGAAGAGAGUCUGGCUGGACCGCAAUAAAUUCAGUGGGAAAAUUCCUGCAUCUCUGGGGGAAACUCCCAAUUUGCAGGUACUGCAUCUCGAGAACAACGAAUUUAGUGGAAGCAUCCCGGAAUUGAGCCAAGUUUCGUUGACGGUGCUCAAUGUGUCUAAUAACAAGCUGGAGGGGGAGAUUCCGAAGACUCUGGCUAAAUUUGAUGAGACUGUGUUUUCCGGAAACUCAGGUCUUUGUGGGCAGAAGGUGGGAAAAGAUUGUAACAAUGCAGCAGGGUGGCCAAUACCUACACCCUCACCAACGAGUUCUAAUGGGGACAAUGAAGGUAGUGGCUCCAGUUCGAAACGUAAGAAGGGAACCUCUACAAUUGUUAUUGCUCUGUCAGUAACUUGUGCGGUGGUGCUUCUCAUGCUUAUCCUUCUAUUGUUUGUCAGAUCAAGAAGGAAGAAGUCAGAUGAGAAUUUAAAUGCACUUGGAACCCAAAACACUCCAAGCUAUGAUCGUCCUCCUCCACAACAGGCACAAGUAGAAGCGGUUGAGUUGAAUGUGGCGGAGAUCAAUAACAGGGAAAGAGAACUGGUGGUGGAGUCUCCUGCAUCAGUUAGUAGUGCUAAAAAGGGUAGCGCGGGGCGCAAGAGUACUUCGAGUCAUGCUAAAGGAGUAGGAGGGAUGCCGGAGCUAGUGAUGUUGAAUGAAGAGAAGGGAGUGUUUGGGUUGACGGAUUUGAUGAAGGCCGCAGCCGAGGUGCUUGGAAAUGGGGGGAUGGGUUCAUCUUAUAAGGCUGUCCUGGCGAAUGGGUUUGCAGUUGUGGUGAAGAGAAUAAGAGAAAUGAAUGCAAUGAGUAGAGAGGGCUUUGAUGCAGAGAUGAAGAGGUUGGGGACUCUACGCCAUUGGAAUAUCUUGACUCCUUUGGCUUAUCACUACAGAAAAGAAGAGAAACUGUUAGUUUACGAGCACAUCCCCAACAGCAGCUUGCUUUAUCUAUUACAUGGUGAUCGUGGAUCGUCCCACGACCAACUUAAUUGGCCUGCUAGGUUAAAGAUUAUUCAAGGCACAGCAAGAGGGAUGGGUUUUAUCCAUACUGAAUUUUCAGGCUAUGAUUUGCCACAUGGGGACCUAAAGUCAAGCAACGUACUAAUUGGCCUCGACUAUCAGCCAUUGCUUUCAGAGUUUGGAUUUGCUCCGAUGAUCAACUCUUCACAUUUACCCCAAGCUUUGUUUGCGUACAAAGCCCCAGAAGCUUCAGAAUUUGGCCAAGUAUCACCCAAGUGUGAUGUGUUCUGUCUAGGAGUCCUCAUUCUCGAAACCCUAACAGGCAAAUUCCCUUCUCAGUAUCUGAGCAAUGGCAAAGGUGGGACUGAUGUAGUCCAAUGGGUGCGGUCAGCUAUCUCUGAAAGGAGAGAAUUGGAAUUAUUAGACCCCGAGAUAUCAAACGAACAGGGUUCAAUCAAUGAGAUGGAGAAGCUCCUCCACAUUGGUGCAGCCUGCACGGAGAAUGAUCCGAGGCAACGGUUAGAUAUGAUGGAGGCUAUUCGAAGGAUAGAGCAGAUUAAGGCCGUGGGAGCUGGUGAAGAGGCUGCUAGAACAGUACAAGUGCUUCCGUCAUUAAGAGACGGUUAUGCAGACUCUUCUUUAGCAAUGCCAAAGACAACUCAUGCACCAACGUUGCGAGAAGGGGUAACAGAUAUCUCCGAAUCGGCAGCUGCUGAGACCGAGAUCAGCAGACUGCCAUCACGCAGCUACCGGAGCAGAUCGGGGUGA